AUGUACGAGCGCAAAGCUCGCUUUGCUGCUCUCGCCGACGCCAUCCUUGCUGCCGACCCGGACUUUGUCUGCAUCCAGGAAGCCACCCUCUGGUUCAAGGCCCAGUGGCUCGCUCAUCCGGAGCUCUCCGCGCGCUACCUCGGCUCGUGGCCGCCAAACGAUCACUUUGCCUGGUACUUUACUGUCACCUUUGUCCGUCUCGCGGUGCCCGAGCUCGACGGGCCGGGCGUCGACCUCCCCGUCGACGUAGUCCGCAUGGCUUACCCGCCUGCCGAUACUGAGCAGGGCCGCGAUCUGCUCUAUGUCCGCCUCGGCCCGCCCGAUGGCCACGGCCUGGUUGUCGGCAACGUCCACAUGGAGUCUGCCGUCAAUGCCGGCUCGGAUCACAAGCGGCUCUUACAGGGCCGUGCCCUCAUCGACCGCCUCUCCACCUUUGUCGCCGCUGGCGACGACGUGUGGCUCAUGGGCGACACCAACGAGUGCGCCGAGCUCGACCCGGCCGACUCGGCCCUUAAUGCCGCCUUCCGCGACGUCUCACUCGACACGUGGUCGACGCUCCACUCCGGUGACCCGGGCUGGACCGAGGACACCGACAUCAACAUCAUGCGCGCCCUCUUUCGGCCCACUGCCAAGCACGCACGCCUCGAUCGCAUCCUCCUAUUCCAGCCCUCGCGCUUCGCGCCAGCCUCCAUUGACCGGCUUGGCACCAUCCCCUUUGCCCACCAUGCCUCCACCAACCACCCCAUCUUCAUCUCUGACCACUUUGGCCUCCAUGCCACAUACUCGGCCUCCGCCGCACCCUCGUAA
This is a messenger RNA of Thecamonas trahens ATCC 50062, 807 nucleotides long. Its product is annotated as endonuclease/Exonuclease/phosphatase. Bases 1 to 807 code for a protein of 268 amino acids. The transcript has a single exon. Gene Ontology annotation, cellular component: PML body; cytoplasm. Gene Ontology annotation, biological process: double-strand break repair. NCBI's taxonomy places the organism in Eukaryota, Apusomonadida, Apusomonadidae. The record is from RefSeq and is a predicted model, not a curated record. Gene Ontology annotation, molecular function: 5'-tyrosyl-DNA phosphodiesterase activity; single-stranded DNA binding.